GUAAGGCUACCAAAACUCUGAUCAUUUUCAGCCAUAGCAUUGUUACUCAUGACUGAAGAGUUCUGAAGAAAAAAAAUCAAGUUUUUCAUAAUGGAAAAACAUAUGGUUGUUUUAUUCCUCGUGUCUUCUUUGGUUGCAAAGAACCUCUCUUCACCACCAAAGCCCACAGAUCAGGUGAAGAAUAAGUGUGAUCAGAAGAUGCUCAUUACAACCAAAACCGAAUGCCGAUCUUGCUCUCUAAACCUUGAAAUCCGGUGCCCUGAUGGUUAUAGUAAAAUGACCAAUGGAUCUGGAAUACGAGGCUGCAGGUAUUACCUUGAAAUCAGGACUUACACUUUGUCUCUUCCUGGAUGUCGGCAUAUAUGUAUGAAGGAAUUUCAACAACCUGAGUGCUGCCAGGGAUAUUGGGGCCCAGAUUGUAUGGCGUGUCCAGGAGGAGCUGCAUCACCAUGCAAUAACAGAGGCCGCUGUUCUCAGGGUAUAAACGGAGAUGGAAAAUGCACUUGCCAACAAGGAUUUGGUGGGACAGCCUGUGAAACUUGUGCUGAAGAUAAUUUAUUUGGACCCAACUGCACUUCAGUUUGCAACUGUGCUCAUGGAGUAUGCAACAGUGGAAUUACAGGGGAUGGAGGAUGUACCUGUUUGUCUGGAUACGAAGGGCUUAACUGUGAUCAAGCAAUACCUGAGUGUGAGGCCUUACAGUGCCCUGAAAACUCCAGAUGCUCUAUUUCUAGUGAAGAUGAAACCAAACUGGAGUGUACAUGUCUUCCCAAUUACCAUGGAGAUGGUAAACAAUGCGAACCUAUCAACCCGUGCUUAAAAAAGGUCUGUGCUCCGAAUGCUUAUUGCACCUAUCUUGGACCUAAUCGUCAUAAAUGUGUUUGCCAAGAAGGUUACAGAGGGGAUGGCCAAGUCUGCUUACCAAUAGACCCUUGCCAAGGGAUGUUUGGAAAUUGCCCUACAGAGUCUACCAUUUGCAGAUAUGAUGGUCCAGGAAAGUCCCACUGCGAAUGCAAAGAACAUUACAGAAAUUUAGUCCCUGGAAAAGGAUGCAGUAUGACAGAUAUCUGUAAGACCAACAACACCUGCCAUAAAAAUGCAAAAUGCACUAUGGUUGCACCGGGACAAAUUUUGUGUACUUGCCAGAAGGGUUAUGUAGGUGAUGGGUUUGUAUGCUAUGGAAAUAUAAUGGAACGCAUCAGAGACCUGAACACUGAACCGGGAGGACAGUGGCAAGGAAAACUGACAUCUGCCAUAGCACUCAUUGAAAAUGUCUACGAAUGGCCUCUAAGUAGUCUGGGACCUUUUACUGUUUUACUGCCAACAAACAAGGGAUUCAAAGGAAUUAAUGUAAAGGACCUCCUGAGCAAUAAGGAGAAUGCCCAGUACUUUGUAAAACUCCAUAUAAUUGCCGGUCAGCUGACCACCAAUGGCUUGAAUAAUACAGAUACAAUUUACACCUUGACUGGAAAGCCAGGGGAGAUAUUAAAAGGUGAUAAGGACAACCAAUUAAAAAUUAGGAUUCAGGGAAGUAAGAAGAAAGGAAAACUCUUACAGGGGGAUAUAAUUGCUUCCAAUGGAAUUUUGCACAUUAUUGACAAAGCCAUGGACAACGUGGAGCCAACGUUUGGGAGCAAUAAAGAGGAGACCAUAAUGACAGUGAUUCAAGACAAUAGACGAUACAGCCGAUUUAGAUCCAUGUUAGAGAAAACUAUUCUGGGACUGGUCUUGGAGCAGGAAGGUGGACCUUACACAAUCUUUGUUCCAAACAACAAUGCUUUGGAUAACAUGAAAGAUGGAGCACUGGACUACCUGCUUUCUACAGAGGGUGCAUGGAAACGUCUGGAGCUCGUUCGAUACCACAUUGUUUCUUAUGCUCAGUUGGAGGUUGCCAGCCUCAUCUCCAUAGAGCACGUCAAGACCAUGGCUAGACAGUUCAUCUAUUUUAACGCGACCAGCAAUGGACAAAUCUUGGUGAAUGGUGAAGAAACAGAAGAAACAGAUAUUGUUGCCAAAAAUGGUCGAAUAUACACUCUUGCAGGUGUUCUUAUUCCUCCCUCAAUUGUUCCUAUUCUACCACACAGAUGUGAUGGGGGAAGGAGUGAAAUUAAAAUGGGUACCUGUGUAAAAUGUUCAGUAUUCUACAGGAGCACUUGUCCAGGGGACUCAAAGCCCAUAGCUUUUUCAAGACGUAGAUGUGUUUAUGAAGCCCUGUCCUAUCCAACAACUGGCUGUGCUAGGUACUGCAAUGUAACAAUAAAGGAACCUAAGUGUUGCAAAGGCUUCUAUGGGCCAGAGUGCAAUCAGUGUCCAGGAGGAUUUUCCAAACCCUGCUCAGGAAAUGGACAGUGUGUGGAUGGAAUGAAAGGAAAUGGAACUUGUAUUUGUACUGAUGGAUUUCAAGGAUCCCAUUGUCAGUUCUGUUCAGACCCUGAUAAAUAUGGUCCUCAGUGUGACAAAAAAUGUCUGUGUGUUUAUGGGAAGUGUGAUAACAGGAUAGAUAGUGAUGGAAUCUGCCUUGCCGGAUCAUGCAAAAGUGGAUAUGCUGGGAAACUCUGUGAUAAGCAGAUAGUUCCGUGUGGGCCUUUUGUGCAAUUCUGUCAUGCACAUGCAAAUUGUCAGCUUAGUAAUGGUGCCAUGAGCUGCGUCUGCAAACCUGGAUAUGAGGGAGAUGGGACAACCUGCAGUGAAGUAAAUCCUUGUGCUAGCUUAGCUCCAGGUGGUUGCGAUAGCAAUGCAGAAUGUAUUAAAACAGGCCUCGGAACUCACACAUGUGUGUGCCAGCCAGGAUGGAGUGGGAAUGGAAGAGAUUGUUCAGAGAUCAACAAUUGUCUGCUACCAAAUUUCAGAGGGUGCCAUAACAAUGCUACCUGCAUAUAUGUAGGGCCAGGUCAGAAUGACUGUGAAUGUAAGGAAGGAUUUCGGGGGAAUGGAAUUGAAUGUGAACCAAUAAACUCUUGUCUGGAACAAAAUGGAAAGUGCCAUCAUCUGGCAACUUGUCAAUUUGUGUCAUCUGGUGUCUGGGACUGUGUGUGCGCAAAGGGCUACGAAGGAGAUGGCAUCAUAUGCUAUGGAAGUGCAGCAGACGAGUUGUCUGCUCUGUCAGAGGCAGCUGGAUUUAACCAAUGGGUUAACGAGGCUUCAAUAAACACAAUGCUGUCGGUGACUUCAAAUCUGACCAUCCUUGUGCCUUCCCUUCGAGCAAUUGAAAACAUGGAUCAAGAUGAGAAAGCCUUUUGGAUGUCAAAGAAUAACAUUGCAACCCUACUAAAGUAUCAUAUAUUAGUGGGAGCUUAUAGACUUGCUGACCUCCAGAAUUUAUCAUCAUCUGACAUGCUGGCAACAUCUCUGCAUAACAAUUUCCUGCAUCUGUCUAAUGAAAAUGAGAACAUCACUAUUGAAGGAGCUAACAUUGUAGUUGGUGAUAUUGCAGCCACGAAUGGAAUCAUCCAUGUUAUUGAUAAGGUUCUAACACCACUCAGAGGUCUGAGUGGCACAUUGCCAAAACUGCUGGCCCGCUUAGAACAGAUGCCCGAUUACUCCAUUUUCAGGGGUUAUGUUAUUCAAUAUAGUCUGGCAAAUGAAAUUGAAGCAGCUAACACUUACACAGUUUUUGCCCCAAAUAAUGAUGCAAUUGAAAGUUACCUCAGGAAUAAAAAGUCUGCCACUCUGGACGAAGACCAAAUCCGAUACCAUGUUGUGUUGGAGGAAAAGCUCUUGAAGAACGACAUGCACAAUGGCAUGCACAGGGAGACCAUGCUCGGAUUUUCUUAUCAAGUGGGAUUCUUCCUGCACAACGGCCAGCUGUACAUCAAUGAGGCACCUAUAAAUUACACAAAUAUUGCAACUGACAAAGGCGUUAUCCAUGGAUUGGGAAAAAUUCUGGAAAUACAGAAGAACAGAUGUGAUAUCAAUGAUACUGUGAUGACAACCGAAAAGUGCAACCUGUGUUCGUAUCGAUCACGCUGCCCUCCUGGAACUAAAGAAUUUCUAGGAGAGAAGAAAUAUUGCAUCUACACUGAAAACUUUAUGGGAAGGACAUCCAUUCAUAUUGGAUGCCAGCCAAAGUGUAUUAAAACGAUCAUUACCAGAGAAUGCUGUGCAGGUUUCUUUGGUCAACAGUGCCAGCCCUGUCCAGGGAAAAGUGGAAAUGCCUGCUUUGGAAAUGGCAUCUGCUUGGAUGGUGUUAAUGGUACAGGCGUGUGUGAAUGUGAAGAGGGGUUUAAUGGAACAGCCUGUGAGAAAUGUAUUGAAGGCAAAUAUAGUCGCAACUGCAAUCAAGAAUGCGCUUGUGUCCAUGGGAAAUGCAGCAGUGGGAUUGAGGGCGAUGGCUCCUGUGAGUGUGACGUUGGCUGGAGAGGUGUGAAAUGUGAGAGCGAAAUCAAAGAUGAUGCCUGUAACAGUACGUGCCACACCAGCGCUAACUGCCUCCUCAAGCCUGGUGGCACUGCAUAUUGCAAGUGUGCAGCUGGCUUUACAGGGAAUGGAACACACUGUACAGUUAUUGACGCAUGUGAGACCAGCAAUGGUGGCUGUUCUGUCAAAGCAGAGUGUAGGAAAACUACUCCAGGAAACAGAGUAUGUGUUUGUACAACUGGAUACACUGGAGAUGGAAUAGUCUGCCUUGAAAUCAACCCUUGCUUAGAGAACAACGGUGGAUGUGAUAGAAAUGCGGAAUGCACUCAGACUGGACCCAACCAGGCCGUGUGUAAUUGCUUGAAAGGAUAUUCAGGAGAUGGUAAAACAUGCACAUAUAUCAAUCUGUGUUUAUCGAAUAACGGUGGCUGCAGUGAAUCUGCAAUCUGUAAUGACACCGAGCUGACAGAGAGGACCUGCACCUGCAAACCUGAUUACAUUGGGGAUGGAUUUAAAUGCCGAGGCAACAUCUACCAGGAGCUUCUUAAGGAUUCCAAUACUACUGAUUUUUAUUUCCAUCUCAAGGCCCUUGCUCUCAAAGAUAUUGCAGGUUCUGGUCCUUUCACUGUGUUUGCACCCAAUAAAGAAGCAUUUAAUAGUGAACCAAAAAUUAAAGACUGGAUUGUCAACGGAGUGAUGCCCCAGAUCCUUAGGUACCAUAUGGUGGGCUGUGCCGGACUUCUCUAUAAUGACCUGACAACAAUUACAAAUGUCACCUCACUCCAGGGGGACCCCAUCCUGGUCACUUUCUCACAGAAUUCAGUGUAUCUGAAUACCAAGGCUAAGAUUAUAUUCAGCGAUACCGUCAGCACAAAUGGUGUGAUACACAUCAUAGAUAAAAUCCUACUUCCACAACACAUGCAGGAUUUCCCUAAGAAGGAAUCGGGCAUUGAGUGGGAAAGCCUUAAAAUGGUUGCAGCCAAACAAGGAUACAUCAUGUUCAGCAACUUGCUAGAGAAUGCUGGUUUGAUGAACGUAAUCAACGAUCCUCUUCAUAAACCAGUCACCUUGUUCUGGCCGACCGAUGAAGCUCUCAGAGCUCUGCCUAAGGAACAGCAGGAUUUCCUGUUUAAAAAAUCUAACAAGGACAAACUGGUGCAAUAUCUGAGAUUCCAUGUCGUCAGAGAUGCUAAGAUUUUAGCCUGUGAGCUCCCCAGCUCCAAUUCUCUGAAGACCCUUCAAGGUUCUGAUCUCAGUGUAAAAUGUGGGGAUAACAACAACUCUAUUGGUGACCUCUUUCUGAAUGACAGGAGGUGCAGGAUAGUGCAGCGGCACCUGGAGUUUGAUGGUGGCAUCGCUUACGGGAUUGACUGCAUGUUAAUGGACCCCACCCUUGGCGGGCGAUGUGACAAUUUUAUCACUGCAGAUUUCACGGGGGAUUGUGUUGGCUGUUACAAUAAUCCUAAAUGCCCUACAGCGACUAAACCGAAGGGAGGGAUACAGAAGUGUAAAUACCAAUUCUAUGGGAGGAGCUUAGAGGGCUGUCGUCAGGAUUGUACGAUGGUCGUCUGGAUUGCAAAGUGCUGUCAAGGCUACUAUGGGCGAGACUGCCAAGCCUGCCCAGGAGGGCCAGAGACCCCAUGUAAUAAUCAUGGUUCGUGUAACGACGGAUACUCAGGAACCGGAGAGUGUAAAUGCAACAGUGGCUUCAAUGGGACUUCAUGUGAGCUGUGUUUGCCGGGAAGAUAUGGCUCUGACUGUAAACCAUGUAGAUGCAAGGCCCACGGGCAAUGUGAUGAAGGAAUCUCUGGAUCAGGACAGUGUUUCUGUGAAACUGGAUGGACUGGUCGAUUCUGUGAAACCAAACUAGCUCUACUGCCUGUGUGUUCACCUAAUUGUUCUAGUAACGCCGUCUGCAAAGAAAACAACAUGUGUCAGUGUAAGCCAUUUUAUGAAGGAGAUGGAAUCACAUGUACAGCUGUGAAUCUUUGUAAACAAAACAAUGGUGGGUGUCACCAGAAUUCAAAAUGUACCCAAACGGGUGUGAAAGUCCUUUGUAGCUGUCAGAAAGGAUACACAGGAGAUGGCCGCACCUGCCUUCCUAUAAAUCUUUGCGCUGAUGGGCUCAAUGGUGGUUGCCAUGAACAUGCCAUUUGUACAAUGACAGGACCUGAUAAACGCAAAUGUGAAUGUAAAGAUAACUAUGUUGGUGAUGGGGUUGACUGCACUGUGAUGCAGCUUCCAGUUGACCGUUGUUUGCAAAACAACGGGCAGUGCCAUGCCGAUGCAAACUGUGCCGAUCUUCACUUCCAGGAUGCGACAGUUGGAGUUUUCCAUUUGCGCUCUCCCCAAGGGCAGUACAAACUGACUUAUGAAAAAGCAAAGGCGGCCUGCACUGAUGAAGGGGCAACAAUUGCUACAUAUAAUCAGCUGUCAUAUGCUCAGAAGGCACAAUACCACUUCUGUGCUGCUGGCUGGUUAGAUAGUGAACGAGUUGGUUAUCCAACUGCCUUCUCUUCCCCAAACUGUGGAUCAGGAUUUGUUGGAAUAGUUGACUAUGGGCCUAGAGCCAACCUGAGUGAAACCUGGGAUGUCUUCUGCUACAGAGUCAAAGAUGUGAACUGCACGUGUAAGACUGGCUAUGUGGGUAAUGGCUUCACAUGUAGCGGGAACCUGCUACAGGUCCUGAUGUCUUUCCCCAUGCUUACAAACUUCUUGUCGGAAGUCCUGGUUUACUCUAACAGCUCCACGAAAGGCAGAGAGUUCCUGAAAUACCUCACAAACUUGUCAACCCGGGCCACUCUCUUCGCCCCAAACAAUAAUGGGCUAAGAGAAAAUGAGACACUUUCUGGACGAGACAUUGAGUAUCAUCUGUCCAAUGCCAGCACAGUGUUCUAUGAAGACUUGACCAAUGGGACUACUCUUCAAACAAGGAUAGGGAAAAGACUCUUAAUUACAUACAGCAGAGGCCAGGGUUACCAAAUCCCGACAAUGAAGAAGAAUGAGACCAGAUAUGUGGAUGGAAAAUCUAUUCUUGAAUGGGAUAUCAUUGCUUCCAAUGGAGUAAUCCAUGUCAUUUCAGAGCCCUUAAAAGCUCCUCCUCCACCUGCUUCUCUCCACGCUGGAUAUGGAACAGGAAUAUUCUUCGCCAUCAUCCUGGUUAUUGGAAUCGUGGCUUUUGUCGGGUACUCGUACUUCAGAUUCAAGAGGAGAAAUAUUAGCUUCCGGUAUUUCAAGUCAAAAGAAGACAUAGAUGUAACAGCACUAGACAAGCCACGGCUUUCAAACAUCACAAAUCCCUCCUAUGAAAGUUCUACUCCUCCUCCACCACCUGAGCCUGCCUAUGAUCCUUUCGCUGAUUCUGAUGAACAGCAGCUUGUAAUGAGUGGGCCUCAUGAUCAGUUUUGAAGACUGAAGCUGGAAUUAUCAACAAUGAAAAAACAUUUCUCUACAGUCUAAAAUUAACAUUUACUGUGAAUAAGCCCUGCCUAAGCACUUGAGGGGGAAAAAAUUACCUUUUAUAAUUUUUUUUAAAGUGUUUAAAAUGUAGUCCUAGGUGUUUAAGUCAGGGAAUUUGCUGAAAAGUUGGUUGCAUGUAAGGAAUAUCAAGUUCCAUUUUAAACAAAUACAGAAUUAAUGUAGAAAUGUAUUCCUCUGCCUAGGAGACAUUUAAAGGUUAUUUCUAUUUAAGGACAUAGCAGUUGCUAAACAACAGCCCACAAUGACUUACAGUUUUUCAGAACACCAUGUAGCCACUUUGAUUUACAAUGCCCGUCUUUUUGUAAAAAGAUCAAACUGCCUCCUAAACACAUAGUCCUGAUGGCCUCUGACAACUGUACUUGGAGGAUGUACUCUGUGUUUGCUACCCUUGUGUCUUUAUAUCUCAUUUUGUCUUGGGGUCGAAUCCAGAAGUGGCUGACAAGCAGCAAAACUCGCAAAUAUUGCUUAAUAGCAUUAUGACCUUCAUUUUUAAAACUGUUUGAUUUUAAUGCUCUUCCUUCUAAAAAGUGAACUAAUUGCGAAUGCAAGCACAGUAUGUCUGGUUUGCCCACUCUGAGCCAUUUAUGGAUUCUUUGCAUCAUUGUUAUGAGGAAGAAAUAUUCCUUGUAGAGGAAUUAAUGAGGAAUGCAAGUUAUGUAUGACUUUAACCUUGUUUCAUUCUUCUAUUUCAAGUCAUUUUUGUGCAGAAUAAACAUUCUGCUUGUUUACUGCCUGCUUUGCCUUCCCCAUUCACUUUUCAGUGGUCUGUGUAAAGUAAAGUAAAAAAAAAAAAUCUUCUGCCUUGU
Molecule: messenger RNA, 8642 nt
Organism: Mauremys mutica (yellowpond turtle)
Lineage: Eukaryota; Metazoa; Chordata; Testudines; Geoemydidae
Gene: STAB2
Product: stabilin 2
Exons: 69
Coding region: 91-7764 (2557 amino acids)
Biological process (GO): cell adhesion
Molecular function (GO): calcium ion binding; hyaluronic acid binding
Source: RefSeq, a predicted model, not a curated record